This is a messenger RNA of Megalobrama amblycephala (Wuchang bream), 2285 nucleotides long. RefSeq names its product olfactory receptor class A-like protein 1. Gene Ontology annotation, molecular function: pheromone receptor activity. The record is from RefSeq and is a predicted model, not a curated record. Gene Ontology annotation, cellular component: membrane. The transcript has a single exon. The coding region runs from base 1309 to 2259 and encodes 316 amino acids. Gene Ontology annotation, biological process: G protein-coupled receptor signaling pathway. Lineage: Eukaryota; Metazoa; Chordata; Actinopteri; Cypriniformes; Xenocyprididae.
AUUUUGGGACUUUGUAUUGCAGCAUUUCUCGUGUUCUGUCUGUCAUUCUGGUUAAAAGUCCCGUCAGCUUUAUUUCUAUAGCGUUUUAUUCGAUACAGGUUGUUUCAAAUCAACUUCACAGUAAUAAUAAACAGGAAAAUAAAAGGAUCAGUGAAGUAAACAGAAUUCAAUUCAUCUGUGCAGCUGCUCCAAAAAGACAAUAGAUUAAUUAUUCAGAUCAGUUCAGUUCAGGUUUUGUUCUCAUCUGAUAGUGUCAGUGCAGUCAGAUCGAUAAUAUUUCUGGUACAUGUCACCAUAAGCAAACCAAAGACGACAGCAUCUAUUAAAUGCAAAUAAAGGCAAUUUUUCUGAACUUGUAUCAAAACAUUGCUGAUCUGCGAUGGGUUUGCAGUGUUAAAUCCUCAGGGUGACGCGGGUCUAAUGUUAAACAGAUGUACAGUGUGUUCAGCUGCGUUCAAGCACAAACACGGCUCUCAUCUGUCGGCGAGGGAAUCGUGGGCCCCUGACGGAAGAAAACAGACCAGCCCAGACCUGCAGUCCCUCACCUCCUCAUUACACGGCUCUAAUGAGUCUAAUUAUCUCUCGAGGACACACAAUUACACCACAUUUCACAACAGCUGCUCUCCAGAACAAACAAGAUACAUUUUAUUUGUCACAAAUAGAGUUGAUUAAAUAUGGAAAUAGAUUGAUCUUUAACGAAAUGAGAAACAAAUGAAGUACAAAAUACACAAGAAUGAAAUGAAAAACAAACAAGGAUAAGAUUCAGUGUUUUCUACAUUUGUGAAACAUCUCAGCAAAACGAAAAAUAAUGAUAACAGUGAUUAACUUUUUCAGUUUAACAUAUUAAAAAUACGUUUAUCGCAAUCUUUAUUAAUUUAUUUGUUCUUAGUUUAUUAAAGUGUUUGAACUUUACAUUAGUUAGGCUUAUCAAAACGUUGACGUUUCACCAAAUGUUGGUGUCACAAUAACCUUAUUUAUUAAAAGGUUAUUAAAUGUGUCAAACCCCCCCCCCCGAACACAUUAGUUAAAUGUGACAUGAAUUAAAAUGGGUUCCUGUGAAGAUUAAGUUCAUUUAAAUGAAAAAGCGAUGUUUUCUCAGCUCUGAAUCAUCUUCUGGUCUUGCAGUAAUUAGGACGCGCCUCAGCUGGACAUUUUUUCUCUUUUGCGUCUUCUUGUGGGUUUCCAGCUUUGUGGCGCUCCCGUGGGUGCAGCGGAGGCUUUAUAUUCAGACGCGAUGGGUCACGGACCUCAGAAAGCCGGCGUUCACACAGUCGCCCUGCUGCGUCUCUGAACCUCUGAAGCGGCUCUAUGGACCUCUGCGUCACCAUCAAAGGGGUCUCGUUCCUCCUGCAGGCGGGUCUGGGGAUCCUGGCCAACGCGCUGGUCCUGCUGGCCUACGCCCACAUCCUGCUGACCGAGGCGCAGCUGCAGCCCGUGGACGCCAUCCUGUGCCACCUGGCCUUCGCCGACCUGCUGCUGCUGCUGACCCGCGGCGUCCCGCAGACCAUGACCGUGUUCGGCAUGAAGAACCUGCUGGAUGACGCCGGCUGCAAGGUGGUCAUCUACACGUACCGCAUCGCCCGCGCGCUGUCCGUCUGCAUCACCUGCAUGCUGAGCGUCUUCCAGGCGGUGACCGUCGCACCUGCUGCCGGGCCGCUCCUGUCCCGCUUGAAGGCCCGGCUCCCGCGGCUGCUCGUCCCCACCUUCGCCGCGCUGUGGUUCAUCAACAUGGCCGUCUGCAUCGCUGCGCCCUUCUUCUCCGUGGCCCCUCGCAACGGCACCGUCCCCCCGUUCACGCUCAACCUGGGCUUCUGCCACGUGGACUUCCGCGAUAACCUGUCCUACGUGAUUAACGGGGUGGCCGUGUCGGUGCGCGACUUCGCGUUCGUGGGUGUGAUGCUGGGCUCCAGCGGGUACAUCCUCGUCCUGCUUCACCGCCACAGCAGGAAGGUGCGGGGCAUCCGCCGCUCGCAGGGCGCCUCUAUGGAAACACGGGCGGCCAAGACCGUGGUGAUGCUGGUGGUUCUGUACACGGUGUUUUUCGGCAUCGAUAACGUCAUCUGGAUCUACAUGCUGACGGUGGCGCAGGUGCCGCCCGUGGUGGCCGACAUGAGGGUGUUUUUCUCCUCGUGCUACGCCUCCCUCAGCCCGUUCCUCAUCAUCUCCUCUAAUAAGAAGGUCAAAGCGAGGAUGGUGUGUGCGACCUCGGACCAGGAGCGGCAAGCAGAGGACAACAAGCCGUCAGAUGUCAAAAGCUGAGCUCCAAGUCUUAGUGACUCUAAUAG